UUAAAGACAGUGUUCAAAAGAAUAGCUAGACGCAUCUCAAUAUCACAAAUCAUUGAUAUUUUGGGAAAUAUGAGGCACAUUAUUUAAUAAAUUUGUUAGAAUAUCGACAAUGACAAGCUCUCAAUAUAAAUAUGAUCAAAAUUUGGAUAUUCGAUUCGACAUCGAUUAUAGUGACUAUGGUAGAAACCAUCAAGGCAAGAAUUUGUCUUCGACUACAAAAAAUCAGAUCUCGCCAAGCUCGACUGCAGCAAAGAAUUCUCCAUUUUGCGGAGGAAUGGUAAAGACAGUUGUGUCUGUCGCCGCAGUUUUAGUUAUUGCAUUUGCAGGCGUCGGCCUUGGUCUGUACUUUACAGGUGUCUUUAGAGGUAAUAUAAGACAAGAUGCUACAAAGAGCAACAAUACAGCUAAACCCGAGGGCAUAGUUACAAAAGCUGCAACCUUGGCAACGCAUACAGCCUCUUCAAGAAAUACUGUUCCGACAACACCAGAAGCCUCGACAAUAGUUGACAAAAAAUACAAUGAUGAUACAACAUCAAAUCCCUCAACAACUGUUGGACAAUACGACGAUAUAACAUCAUCAGAUACUUCGACAAUGGAUAAACAAAACGAUAAGAUUACAACAUCAGUCGCCGCGACAAUAGUUGAACAAAACGACAAAGUAACAACCCCAGCCGCUUCGACAACGGUUGGACAAUAUGACAAGGUCACAACAUCAGAUACCGAUACAACAGAUAAACAAAAAGACAACAUUCCAACAUCAGACGCCGCAACAACAGUUGAACAAAACAAAAAGAUGACUACCCCAGAAGUGCCUUUGAUCAAUGAAAAUGAAGCGUUCAUAGUUACUCAUGGCGAAUGGACAAAAUGGAGUGGUUGGUCUCGUUGCAGUAUCACGUGUAACAAUGGAACUCAGACGAGAACGAGACUUUGUCGAAAAACGUCUUCUGAUGACAUUGAUUGCGAUGGAGAGGACACAAUUACACGAAUCUGCAACAAUGGGAAAUGUCCAGAUUGUGAAAAAGCAUGUCCAGGCAAUACACUUUUAAAUGAAAACUGCACAGCUUGCAUAUGUCCUUCUAAUAUAAGACACAUUCAAGUUUUCAACACAAAAAUGGUACCGAUAGAUGGCGUGACGGUUGCAAGGCUAGACAUACAAUAUGACAUACUAGGAACAACCGCUGAUUCAAAUGGGACAUUCAUUGAUAAUCUUUGUAAAUCGGACUGGUUGAUAUUUAAGAAGUUGAAAUAUGUGGAUUUGAUACUAACUGUUGGUGGGGUCUCUUCCGAUCCGAUUAUCGUCACCAUGGAAACAACAGAAUCGAUAGAAGUCGUAAGUCAUCCUCAAGAUGUGGUAGCUCUCACUGGUGAUUCCGUCGACUUCACUUGCAGAGCUAUAGGGAAACCACCACCUAACGUUUAUCAGUGGUUCAAGAAUGGAAAGCAGAUAACAACCAACUCAUCAACAAAUCUUAACAGGUUAACGUUAGAUAGCGUCAGUGCUGACGAAAAAGGAUCGUAUUAUUGUAAAGCUAGCUCCGACUAUAGCUCUGCAAUCUCUAACAUUGCUUCCCUUGAUGUAAAAGAUGACGGUGGGAGUUUCUGUGAAACAUCACCCUCACAACAGUUUAAAAGGUUGCCGAAGGAUUGUCCCCAGAGUGGGGAAAAUCCUCUAAUGUAUGAGGUCGGCCGGUGUCGUAGAAACGAGUGCAUCCAGCGGCCAAAGUUUAAUACUGAAUCCAAAUAUUGCUGUGGACCUACACGUCAAACAAUGAGGAGUAUUACAUGUACGGACUAUUCCUUGGAUAUUUUAGUGACUUUGGAGUGUGGUUGUAUUAUUUGUAAUCAGGUUAAUGUUACUGGCAAUACCAUAACUACUGUCCGUAAGGUCACUGUUAGCGGAUAUGUUCAUGACGUAGUUGACACAAGCUCUCCUCUUAGAUUGGGUAAGGUUUAUUUAUUUGAUGAAGAGGUUGCAACGACAAAUUAUAAUGGUAACUUUAAAUUUGAAGUCAGUCUUGAAGUGACAAGGAUCGUAGUCACUUUUAAAGAAUGGAUCAUCAAAAAUAACUUCAUUGAGACAUCUAAGGUGUUUAACAUACCCAAAGAUUAUUCUGGCACAUUCUACAGAGACAUUCCCAUUUUGAGAAAAUCAACAGUUGUUGAAAUUUCUUCAUCAGAAACGUCAAGUCUUUCAUUAGCUAACUCAACGUCUGGUAGUUCAUUUGCUGAGAUCAUCAUUCCCGGUGGGUCAUUUUAUAAAGCUGAUGGUACAAGAUACGAUGGUCCUGUUCAAGCAGCUAUGAACUUUCUGGACCCUCGGAAUGAUGAAGACAUGAGUACCAUGGUGGGCGAUUUAACAUUCACUAAUGACGAUGGGGAAAUCGGAUUAUUACAAACGUUUGGAAUGUUCCAUCUAGCAUUUAGUGAUUCAACCGGAAAUGAACUUAACAUCAAAGGGGAAGUAGGUAUGGCUAUCAGUGCUGACGUCAUAGGCGCGAAACUGCAGAAUGCAACAAAUGUUAAGCUUUGGUCAUUUAACCCAACUUCGGCAAGAUGGGAAUUUGAAGGGAAUUUGAGACGAGUUUCGGACAGAAAAAAGCGAGCAAUUAAGGCUUCUGUCACCACAGACUUUUUUAUUGGUGACACAGUCAUAACAGAUCGCUACUGGUUUAACUUUGAUAACUCUCAGUUAAAUUACUGCUUCGUUAAAAUGCAUUUAUAUGCAGAUGAUGAAUCAACAACACCAUUACCCUGGGACAACUCUUUAGAACCUACUGUUAUUUCAUUGGAUCAAGCUGGCACUGGACGUGUUGUCACAGGAAGAAUGAGUCAAGACUGGAGGACAGGUGUUAAAUCAAAUGAAGACUGCAUAUUAACAGUAUGCGCUGAUUCCCAAUUCCAAGGUUACCUGUCCAUGCACAACGCAAUGGGUGCAUUGAACGCUUCGUUAAACCUCGGCGGAUCUACUCCAACUGCUGUAAGUUUAACAGUUGAUCAACUCAGUUCAACUACCAGUCGAGGGAGAGUCAUUGACACAACGAUUUCCCCACUCACGUCAAAUGGCCCUGUAUAUCAUAGCAGCAAGAGUAAUUGUUACAGUCAGAGUUCACCAUUGUGUAUGAACUGCUCUGCAACUCGGCCUGAACCUUAUCCGGAAUGUAUAUUUUGUAAAAGCCGGUAUUGCAGGUAUCCAAGUACGGUGUCUUAUGUAAUGUGUUUGAAAGCAAAUAAUGUUGACCCUCAUUUCCGUUUCUAUCAAAGUGCAGUUUCAUUAUUUGAGUAUUCUGUGUGCAAGGAGUUACAGGAAUGUCGUUCUGAUACAAGUGUUUGGCCUUUGAUGUGGUUUCCAAAAGAGACAAAUAGAUAUUCAGUUUGGUAUAUGAAGGUCCGUGUUGACGUUGAUACAACGAGGGUUGAAUCAUCAGUAAGAAUUGUGAGCAAAGGAAGUCACCCGAAAACACAAGGGAAAAUGUUUGGUAUUCGCGAAGACGAAACCAUUAAUCAAACGGCAUGUAUCGAAUUCAAAGGAAGUGGGAACAUAUUUACAGGCGCUCUUUACGAGCCCGAUCAAAGUAUUCUAGAAGUGUUUGUAGAAGGUACGGACUGUAAAGUAGAGAAUGUUUCCUCUCGUCUGAUUGAUAAGAUAAUAACUAAAGUAACACCUGCAGCGAUUGUUUCGUUUAAACUUCCUAUCCAAAAAUAUUAUGAUGGAAUAUACGAAGAUAGGGAUGACGAGCUUGAUGAGGCAAAGAGAGCCGCUAGAAACACUUGCAAAGGUGAACCAGGCGUAGCAGUUACAAUAACAUGCAAGAAACGUGAUAGUAGGGGUUAG
Messenger RNA from Owenia fusiformis, 3832 nucleotides. Lineage: Eukaryota; Metazoa; Annelida; Polychaeta; Sabellida; Oweniidae. The record is from the annotation of a GenBank genome assembly.